Glycine soja is the source of this 1509-nucleotide messenger RNA. RefSeq names its product alkane hydroxylase MAH1-like. The record is from RefSeq and is a predicted model, not a curated record. Gene Ontology annotation, molecular function: iron ion binding; oxidoreductase activity, acting on paired donors, with incorporation or reduction of molecular oxygen; monooxygenase activity. Bases 1 to 1509 code for a protein of 502 amino acids. The transcript has a single exon. Lineage: Eukaryota; Viridiplantae; Streptophyta; Magnoliopsida; Fabales; Fabaceae.
AUGGCCAUGCUUCUGAUCUAUGCAGCCAUAACAGCAUCAUUGUUCUGCUUCCUAUACUUGUUUCAUCGUAGAAGAAGCUGCAAACACCCUCUCAUGAGGGACUACCCCAUCCUUGGCAUGUUACCACCAAUCCUCUUCAACUUGUGGCGAAUCCAUGAUUUUUGCACCGAGGUACUGAAAAAACAAGGUGGCACUGGGGAAUUCAAAGGGCCAUGGUUCACCAAAAUGCACUAUUUGAUCACUUGUGACUCCCUCAACGUGCAACACAUGCUCUGCAAGAGCUUUGACAACUACAUCAAGGGACCCGAGUUUCGCGAGAUUUUCGAACCCUUCGGAGAUGGGGUUGUCACUGCCGAUUCAGAGACAUGGAAGUACUUCAGAACCGUCCUCCAUUCCUUGAUCAAACAAAGAAGGUUCGAAACGUUCGUCGAUAAAACCGUUCAGAAGAAGGUGCACACAAGCCUUCUUCCGAUAUUGGAUCAUGUACAACAGCAAGGGGAGAUGGUGGAUCUUCAAGAUGUCUUCAACCGGUUCACGUUUGAUAACAUAUGCUCCACAAUCGUAGGACAUGAUCCUAAGUGUCUUUCCAUUGAUUUCCCGGAAGUUGCAAUCGAGAGGGCUUUCAAUGAGUCCGAAGAGUCGAUAUUCUACAGACACACGGUGCCAAGCAGUGUGUGGAAGUUUCAGAAAUGGCUCCAAAUUGGACAAGAGAAGAAGAUGACAGAAGCAUGCAAAACCUUUGAUGAAUUCAUAUACUCAUGCAUAGCGUCCAAGCGACAAGAGUUAAGCAAGUGCAGUAGAGAAGAAAUGGAUAAUGAAGCUCCCUUUGACUUGCUUACAGCUUUGAUUACUGAAGAGAGAGGGCGUGUGCAUGAUGACAAGUUUCUAAGGGAUGCUGCGUUUAACUUUUUUGUGGCGGGGAGAGAAACCAUGACUUCAGCUCUCACGUGGUUCUUUUGGCUUGUUACUAAACACCCUUUGGUGGAAGCCAAGAUUCUGGAAGAGAUAAAAGAUAAUUUUGAGGCUAAUUAUGAAGGGGUUGUAGGAAUUGAGGAGGUAAAAAAGCUAGUUUAUCUGCAUGGUGCAUUGUGUGAAGCAUUGAGGCUCUUUCCUCCUGUGCCUAUUGAGCGGAAGCAGGCAAUUAAAGAUGACACACUUCCAAGUGGUCACCGUGUGAAUGGAAACACAAUGAUAUUGUUUUCUUUGUAUGCAAUGGGAAGGUGUGAAGAGAUAUGGGGGAAAGAUUGCUUGGAGUUCAAGCCAGAGAGAUGGAUAUCUGAGAGGGGAGAGGUUGUUUAUGCACCAGCUUACAAAUUCAUUGCUUUUAAUGCUGGACCCAGAAUCUGCUUGGGAAAGGACUUGGCCUUUGUUCAGAUGAAGAUGGUGGCAGCUUCUAUUUUGCGAAAGUAUCGAUUCCAGGUGGUGGAAGGGCAUUCUCCUACUCCAAGCCACUCCAUUGUUCUUCUCAUGAAGAAUGGUCUGAAGGCUAGGAUUAUGAAAAGAUUAUAA